AUGAAAAGACCCACCUGUUCUUUGGAAACACCAGCAGCAAUGGAGCACGGUUCUGUAAGGGAUCCAAGCAGUGCAACCUUCUCUUUUGUAGAUGAAGAUCAUACUCUUGCAAAUUCUGUCAGAUUCGCCUUGAAUCAAGAUCCAAGGGUAUCAUUAUGCGGAUACAGCAUCCCUCAUCCUUCUGAUUCUAGGGUUAAUAUUCGAGUGCAGACUACAGGUGAUCCAGCAAGGGAGGUGUUGAAAGAUGCAUGUCAGAAUUUGAUGUUGAUGUGCCAGCAUGUGAGGAGCACUUUGGACAAGGCUGUUGAUGAUUAUAGAAGCAAUCCCACAGAUAUGGAUACCAAAUAA
Molecule: messenger RNA, 348 nt
Organism: Dovyalis caffra
Lineage: Eukaryota; Viridiplantae; Streptophyta; Magnoliopsida; Malpighiales; Salicaceae
Source: the annotation of a GenBank genome assembly